GAUUACCAGGUUUUGAACAAGAUGAAGGAGAUCACAGGAAUCCAGGACGCAGAUUUCCUUCACGCGGCUCUGAAGGCUGCUAAGGGAAACCUGAUGGAAGCACUCAUCGUCCUCACAGAGGAGCGUGACCAGGAGCCUGUUCAGAACACAGCUGCUGCAGAGCCGUCCUCUUGGGAGGGCAGUGCAGUGGGCAAAGAGCCCCCACAAGGUGGUGCUGCAUUCGUCCCUAACAAGAAAGGAGACGUCCACCCCGUUGUUGCCUACAGGCAGCUGGAAUCACCAAAAGCUCACGCUGCUGAAAGACCACAGGAGCCCCAUUCUCCUGAAAACAAAAAUCGCUCCAAAAGGAAACGCUGCGAAGUCUGGGAAGAGAAUUCCAAACAGAGUGACUGGAAAAGAGUGGGUGACUGGCCUGUUGGAAUGAAGAACAUCGGCAACACGUGUUGGUUUAGUGCUGUCAUCCAGUCUCUCUUCCAGUUGCCGCAGUUUCGGAGGCUGGUGCUCAGCUACUCCUUCCCACAAAGUGUCCUUGAAAGCUGCCGUACCCGCACUGGAAAAAGAAAUAUUGCAUUCAUGCAAGAACUCCAGUGUCUGUUUGCUUUGAUGCUGGGAACACGUCGUAAGUUUGUGGACCCUUCUGCAGCACUGGAACUCUUAAGGGAUGCCUUUAAAUCAACGGAGGAGCAGCAGCAAGAUGUGAGCGAGUUCACGCACAAACUGCUGGAUUGGCUGGAAGAUGCAUUCCAGCUUGCUGUGAAUGUCAAAAGCCCUGGGGACAAAUCUGAAAACCCAAUGGUCCAACUUUUCUAUGGGACUUUCUUGACUGAGGGUGUCCACGAGGGCAAUACUUUUUCCAAGAUCGAAACCUUUGGUCAGUAUCCCCUUCAGGUAAAUGGUUAUCGAAACUUGAAUGAGUGCUUGGAAGGAGCCAUGGUGGAGGGAGAGAUGGAUGAGGAGACAGCAACUCAGUCAGUGAAAUAUGUACAGGAGCGCUGGUUCACCAAGCUCCCCCCGGUGCUGACCUUUGAACUCUCCCGAUUUGAGUUCAACCAGUCCCUGGGACAGCCAGAGAAAAUCCACACCAAGCUGGAAUUCCCUCAGACUAUCUAUAUGGACAGGUACCUCUACUGCAGCAAAGAGCUUAUUCAGACAAAGAGAGAAGAGGUGAAGAAAUUGAAGGAGAAAAUGCUGAUUCUGCAACAGAAACUGGAAAGGUACAUGAAGUACGGCUCUGGCCCAGCACGCUUCCCACUGCCUGACAUGCUCCAGUACGUGCUGGAAUUCAUCAGUACCAAGCCUGCUGGAGCUGUGUCCUCUGUGUGCAUGUCUUCUACUGAGGACUCUCAGAUGAUGGACAGGCAGUCCCAGGGCGAGCCGCACGUUCUGGGCGCGCUUUCACAGCCAGACAGCAUGCUAGACGGAAAGGGUGGUCAGGCUGAAGAUGGAGCUGUAUUAGCAGCAAAUUCCUCACCACAGCAACAACUGAACGCCCCUCUGCAGCCUGCUGGUCCUCCAGCAGAGGGGUUGGACUGCCCUGCUCCUCACGUGGUGUCCGAGGAGGAGAUGAACCUCGUUACGACGUGUCUGCAGCGAUGGAGGAAUGAGAUUGAGCAAGAUGUGCGAGAUCUGAAGGAGUCUAUUGCCAGAAUCAGCCAAUCCAUUGACGAAAUGUACAGUGACCCUCACCUCCAGCAGGUUCCCUAUCACUUGCAUGCUGUCUUGGUGCACGAAGGGCAAGCAAAUGCUGGUCACUACUGGGCCUUCAUAUAUGACCAGCCUCGGAAAAGCUGGCUGAAAUACAAUGACAUCUCAGUGACGGAAUCAUCGUGGGAAGAACUGGAGAGAGAUUCAUUUGGUGGCUUGAAGAAUGCCAGUGCCUACUGCCUGAUGUACAUAAGCAACAAGGUGUCCCACGUUGUUGCAGGUGAAGGUGAGAGCUCGGAGCUCGGGCAGUUCCAGAAGGAGGUGGAGGCUUUGCCCCCGGAGCUGAGGCGCUACAUCCAGGAGGACAACUGGCGGCUCGAGCAGGAGGCAGAGGAGUGGGAGGAGGAGCAGUCCUGCAAGAUCCCUUCAACUGCUGCUGAAUCUCAGGAGCUCUCCCCUGAAUCGGGACUAGAUCAGGCCGCAGCCGGCGAGCAGAGCCUGCGCUCCCUGUCCUCGGAGCACGCCAUGAUUGCAAAGGAGCAGACUGCCCAGGCAAUUGCGAAUGCAGCCGACGUCUACAAGAAGAACGGUGUGGAGGCAGCGCUCUGCGAGGCAUUCCACGAGGAGUACUCCAGGCUCUAUCUCCUUUCCAAAGAGACCCCAACCCCUCAGAACGAUGCCCGCCUGCAGCACGUGCUCGUUUACUUCCUGCAAAACGAUGCCCCCCAGCAGAUCGUGGAACGGACCCUCCUCGAGCAGUUUGCGGACAAAAACCUCAGCUACGACGAAAGGUCAAUUAGCAUAAUGAAGGUAGCACGAGAUAAACUGAAAGAAAUCGGUCCUGAUGAGGUGGAUAUGGAGGAGUACAAGAAGUGGCACGAAGACUACAGCCUUUUUCGGAAGGUGUCUGUUUACCUACUUACAGGGCUGGAGCUGUACCAGAACAGAAAGUACAAGGAGUCCCUGACCUACCUGAUCUAUGCCUACCAAAGCAACACCGCUCUGCUGGAGAAGGGAGCCAACAGAGGAGUGAAUGAAUCGCUGAUCACCUUGUAUAGAAGAAAGUGUCUCUUGAAGCUGAAUGAGAUGGCUUCGUCUCUGUUUGUAAGCUGUGAGGAAGCUCGUGUGGCAGAGGGCAUUAGCAUCCUGAAUGAGCUGAUCAUCCCCUGUAUGCACCUCAUUAACAACUUUGACAUCUCCAGAGAAGACAUGGAUGCCAUUGAGGUCAUGAGAAACCGCUGGUGCUCCUAUCUGGGACGAGAAGACAUGGACGCGAGCCUGCAGGUCAGGCUGGGCGAGCUGCUCCCCCGCCUGCUCGACGGCUCCACGGAGGUGGUCGUGCUGAAGGAGCCCCCGAAGAUCCGGCCCAACUCCCCCUACGACCUCUGCAGCCGCUUUGCAGCCGUGAUGGAGUCCAUCCACGACGCCUCGACCGUGGCUGUGAAGUAGGUGGCAGAGCUGGCACCUCGGAGUGGCAAACUGUGGAGCAGCCGUGCACAGCAUCCUCCCGCCAGGAGAGGGAAGAGGUGAUUUCGUGUUGAGACCUGUGUUCCGUGUAAAUAGGAGUGGAUAAAAAGCAAUAUUGCACUUUUGAGAUAAGAUGUCAAGUGAGAAUGCAAAGGACGUGAACCGCUGUACGAACACGGCACAACAGGUGCCUGGCAAUUCCACCUGCCUUAUUCUCCUAGGACCGUAUGAGGACAUUUCUUCUGUUGUGGCAGCUUUCUACACUGUCCAGCAAGCUCACAUCCCUGGGAAUGACAUCAACAGCAGAGGAAGAGUUGGGUUGAUCUGGUGAGCUGAGCUAUUCGCUGUCAUUGAUCCAUCAGACACAUUAUCAUCUUCCUAAAUUAUUAGCUGCAAGACAUUACAUAUUCAGAUCUUGCCAGACUUCUGUUAGCAGGAGCCUGAGAGGAACAGUGGCACCCGCUCUGUGUGAUGUGUGCAGUCACGCGUGCAACUGCGUAUUUCCGUUCAGUUAAAGAAGCGUUUUCCUUUUGUAUUCGAACUGGCAGAAGAAAUGAAGCAGGAUUCUUCCUCUGAGAAAGGCAAAAUCAAAUAAUGGCAGUGACAAGAGACAGGCCGGAGCUGGGAGGUUUGCCAGGGCAGUGGUGUUAGCUGAGUGGUUCAGGGCAAAACCCCCGGGCUGUGUCACCCUCUUGGGCUGGAAAGUGAACUUCCUUCUCCCCUCAGGUGGAUAUUUGGUGCUGGAUGAGUGGUGAUAGCUGCAAGGCCUGGAAUCGGCCCCUUUUUAAUUAACUUUCUGUAAAAUAUAAAAUACGCCCCGUUGGGAUUUCCUUCCAUGGGCAGCCUGUGAUUGUGUUUGAGCUCUGGCAGUUGUUGAAACCAAAUGAUCCGAGUGGAGGAGGAGGAGGGAGCCUGUUUGUUAGGACUAUGCAGUUUUUCUAAAAGUGCAAUAAACGCAUUUGUUCUAUGUUAGAAUGAAAAAGUUC
Messenger RNA from Numida meleagris (helmeted guineafowl), 4097 nucleotides. RefSeq names its product ubiquitin specific peptidase 28 (gene USP28). Gene Ontology annotation, biological process: regulation of protein stability; protein deubiquitination; DNA damage checkpoint signaling. Lineage: Eukaryota; Metazoa; Chordata; Aves; Galliformes; Numididae. The record is from RefSeq and is a predicted model, not a curated record. Gene Ontology annotation, cellular component: nucleus; cytosol. Gene Ontology annotation, molecular function: cysteine-type endopeptidase activity; protein binding; cysteine-type deubiquitinase activity.